AUGAAGCGAUCCAGUUCGAAUAUUGGUGGUAACUACCCAGGCAGCCAUGUGCGCUCCAUCUCGGGAUCUAGGCAUUCCCUUGCCAUGCCGCGCCCAAGCCAGCCCAUGUUUCAACGGUCAUCGUCUGGAACAAAUCUUCAAGACAUUGGUCUUUCUUCCGUGAAGCGCUCCUCGUUCGCACCGAAAUCGACCUUCACUCCAGGACCCGCCGCCGCCAAGCGAGCUUCAACUGAUGGCGAUCGACGAAGUAGCGUAUACCGACCUCGUCAGUCUACUGUGCCUGCGGCUAGUCACCACCAGAGCUUCUUCCAGACGACACCUGCGCCUGCUGGCGUACCCCGCGAUCCGCGACCUCUAAAAGACCGAUCUUUCCAGGCUCGAAUUGGACAGGAGAUUAUGGAAUACAUGGUCCAAAACAAUUUUGAGAUGGAGAUGAAGCACGUUCUUUCACAAAACGUUCUAAAAUCGCCGACGCAAAAAGACUUCAACUAUAUGUUCCAGUGGCUUUAUCAUCGCAUCGAUCCUAGCCACAAAUUCCAAAAGAAUAUUGACCAGGAGGUCCCUCCUUUACUGAAGCAGAUGCGAUACCCAUUCGAGAGGAGCAUCACCAAGAGUCAAAUUGCUGCUGUCGGAGGACAGAAUUGGUAUACAUUUCUUGGCCUACUUCACUGGAUGAUGCAGCUCGCUCAGAUGCUCGAUGGUUACGUGAACUGCCAGUACGACGAAGCUUGUAUGGAGGCCGGCAUUGACGUUAGUGGAGACCGUAUUAUUUUCGACUUUCUCAGCAAUGGUUACCGAGACUGGCUAGCCAUGGACGAAGAUAUGGGGGAUGAAGAAGCUGAACGUGUUUUGGCGCCCCAUGUUCAAUCCAUGGCAGCCGCUUUCCAGCGAUCGAACUCAAAGUACACGGAGGAACUCGAAACGCUUGAGGCUGAGAACGCCCGACUGUUAAAGGAAAUUGAGGAUCUGGAAAAGUCAACGCCGGACCCCGCAGUUCUCGAUCACCACUUCAAGAUUAUGGAAGAGGACAAGAUCAAAUUUGAGGAGUACAAUGCGCUGGCGAUGCAACGUUCCGAAAAGUACGAGAGCCGGUCUCAAGUGCUACAAGAAGAGCUCGACAAACUCUUGGAAGAACUUCACGAAGCCGACGAGGAGAGACGUAGCCUGCAAAAGGCGGUCGAUGCUCAAGGAAUCAGUAUGCAGGAUAUUGACCGCAUGACUGCGGAGCGAGAGCGAUUGCAGAAGGGCAUUGAGUCCGCGGGUGGACGAUUAGAGGAAGUGAAGAAGAAGGUGUCAGAACGAGAAUCAGAGGCGAGCCGAAAACUGGAUGAGCUGGAGCAGAUGGUUGAUCGAUACAACACAAUGGCGUACCAGAUCGCACUGAUCCCCUCAACAGCUGCCAAUGCCAAGGGCAGGGAGUUCGAGCUUCAAGUCAUGGUUGCUGAUAAUUCCGACUUCACUUCAUCCAUUAUGAAAAGCUCAUCGGGCCCAUCAUCAGCAGACCGUCUUCUAGUCGAUCCCACUACAGGUUACCAAGCGGGCCACAUUCUCAACUUGGACCUUCGAGGUCAAAUCCGUAACAGCUUCUUGUCGCUGCGUAAAGAGAUCUCAGAUCGACGAGCUACAGCGAUGGAGGAGAUGAUGAAGGAUCACGACCUGCUAGAUGGCAUCAAGGAGGCCAUUGAGGAUAGACGCAGCGAGGUUGAGGCUCUCAAUCAUCGCGUUCGUGCAGCUGAAGAGGAGUACGAAAAGACAAAGGAGGUAACAACAGCGCAAAAGCUGGCCUCUGAUGCUCACAUCGAGAAGAUGGAGAAGGAGCUGUCCCGCAUGCGUGCCGGUUUGUCCGAGAACGUUCAGAUUCUGGAACAGCGCGAAAUCAACACAACAAUUGAAUAUGAGCAGCUUGUGCUUCAGGCCAACGCUCUUCGAGAGGAGCUUCAUACGGAGAUUGACCGAAUGCUCAACGAUGUCAUCAAGUUCAAGAUCCAUGUCCAGAAGAGUCUUGACGACUAUGAAGGUUUCGUAACAGAAGAACUCGAAAAAGAGCUCGGCAGCGACGAGAUGGCCGAAGAUACUCGGCAAAUCGAUAUGUAA
Messenger RNA from Fusarium coffeatum, 2094 nucleotides. RefSeq lists its product as uncharacterized. The record is from RefSeq and is a predicted model, not a curated record. Gene Ontology annotation, biological process: attachment of mitotic spindle microtubules to kinetochore. The transcript has 2 exons. Gene Ontology annotation, cellular component: Ndc80 complex. NCBI's taxonomy places the organism in Eukaryota, Fungi, Ascomycota, Sordariomycetes, Hypocreales, Nectriaceae. Bases 1 to 2094 code for a protein of 697 amino acids.